Cyphellophora europaea CBS 101466 is the source of this 975-nucleotide messenger RNA. RefSeq lists its product as uncharacterized. The record is from RefSeq and is a predicted model, not a curated record. NCBI's taxonomy places the organism in Eukaryota, Fungi, Ascomycota, Eurotiomycetes, Chaetothyriales, Cyphellophoraceae. The transcript has 2 exons. Gene Ontology annotation, biological process: fungal-type cell wall organization. Bases 1 to 975 code for a protein of 324 amino acids. Gene Ontology annotation, cellular component: plasma membrane; cell cortex of cell tip.
AUGGUGCAAGCCGGCCGUGUGGCGUGCAUCACGGCACCUUUCCUGCUGUCGAUCGCCGCCCUUGUGACUCUCGUGCUCGUCUUCAUUGCCGGCACCAUGGAGGAGAAUCGCACCACGGGCGAUCUCUACUUCGUAAAGAUUGACCUAACGAACCUCACCCUUAGCGCAUCCUCAAAUAUCGCGCCAGACGCCGAUGCCACUACCCUCUCAACCCUCGGCAAUGCUCUCGAGGCAGCGAAACAAACCCUGGGAAUGGACGACCAUUACACCGUAUACCUCCGCAACUACUGCAGCUGGAAUGCCGACGAAGAUGCGUACAGCGACUGCAUCUCGCCCAAGGCAUACUUCUGGUUCAACCCCAUUAAGGUCUGGGGUCUGGACCGCGCCGCACUCCCCGUCGAAGAUUACCUUCCAGGCUCAUUCCGCAAUGGCCUCGACGCCUACCACUCCGGCAGCAAAGCCAUGUUCGUGCUCUAUGCCGCCGCAUUGGCAUCCACUUGCUUCAGCAUCCUAGUCGGCAUCACCGCAAUCUUCAGCCGCUGGGGCAGCUUCUUCACCACCUUCUUCGCCACCGUGGCCUGGGUCGCGUACGCGGCAGCCACAAUCGUCGCCACCGCCAUGUUCGCCAUCCUCAAGGGUGUCAUCGACAACGAACUGGAGGACGAUUACGGCGUCGAGACCCGACUGGGAACACGCGCGCUAGCCACCUCGUGGAUCGGCACUGCCUUUGCCGUCGGCGCUGGUUUCUUCUGGUUCCUCAGCGUCUGCUGCUGCAGCGGCCGGAGUCCGUACAACAAGAAUCACGAGCGUGGCCGGGGCAAGACUCGGGCGGAGAAGACGCCCUAUACCUACGAAAGAGUUGGCAGUCCGUACAUGGGACCCAGUGCCGGCCAGUCAGUACCUUUGGGCGCAUAUGGCGGCGCGCAGCCCCAGCAGACCGGGAGCGCAUAUGAGCCGUUUAGAAGUCGUGUUUAA